This is a messenger RNA of Callorhinchus milii (elephant shark), 3823 nucleotides long. RefSeq names its product t-complex 11, testis-specific-like 1. The transcript has 12 exons. The coding region runs from base 438 to 1988 and encodes 516 amino acids. Gene Ontology annotation, biological process: signal transduction. Lineage: Eukaryota; Metazoa; Chordata; Chondrichthyes; Chimaeriformes; Callorhinchidae. The record is from RefSeq and is a predicted model, not a curated record.
AUUCCCAGUAUCCUCCGCGUGAGCGGCGCGGCCCAGACCGGAAGUGACGUAAUCAGACGCUGGGAGCCGGUGGCUGUACGAAACGGAGCAGCAAAAUAAAUCCGGUUCUGCCCCAGUAGUGACCCCCAGACCGGUCCAGGCUCCGGGAGAUUUUCCUGACGUGUUGGUGUUGAUGAACGAAAUAACCUCUUUGACGGGUGGCCCUGUGUAUGUGUCCUGUGCCACGACGGUCAGCCGUACAGACGAGUGGAGGCCAUCCUGACCUCGGUCUGCACCGUGAGCAGAUAACAGAGCGGGAAUCCAUUCCAGAGCGGAAAAUAAAAUGAUUGUAGUCCCCACUCUACCAUAAAAGUAACAGUCAGUGGAGCACCUACAGUUGUUGUGUCUUAUAGAUUCUUGGGCAGAAGCUAUACAGACUGAGUUUAAGCAAAGCAAGUAUGGCUGAGGAUCCAGGUAAAGCGGGUUCAGGUGAAGGGGAAAGAACCGCAGAAAAUGCCUGUCACAAUAGGCUGGACGAUUCCGAAACUGGGAAUCUACGUAAACGACUGAGACAGGGAACUGAAACCCCCAGCACUGGAAGCACUCCUUCAUCUACGCCUCCCAAACUGGUCUCAGCAGAGGAGCUAAUUGAAGCAGAAAAAGGGGUCUGUAAGUUGGCUCUUGCUCAUGAGAUAGUAGUCGACGAAAGUUUUAGAAUCAAACAGCGAGACCCAGCAGAGGGCAGUUUUGAGAAGACAGUUGGGGAUAUUGUGAAAAAAGCUUUCUGGGAUUGUUUACAAGCACAAUUAAGUGAGGAACCGCCAGUUUAUGACCAUGCAAUCCAUCUUCUAAGUGAGAUUAAAGAGAGUCUCUUGUCAUUCUUGCUGCCUGGUCACACCCGGCUGAGGAACCAAAUCAAUGAGGUUCUGGAUCUGGAUCUUAUAAAACAAGAGGCUGAGAAUGGUGCUCUGGAGAUCCCGAGACUAGUUGACUUCAUCAUUGGGAUGAUGGGAACUCUGUGCGCACCUGUCAGGGAUGAGGAGAUCAAGAAGAUCAGGGACAUCUGUGAUGUGGUGGUAUUGUUUAGGGAGAUUUUUGGUGUGCUUGAUCUGAUGAAGCUGGACAUGGUGAAUUUCACUAUCAGCAGUAUUCGACCACACUUAAUGCAGCAAUCGGUUGAAUAUGAGCGAAAGAGAUUUCAGCAAUUAUUUGACAAGCAGCUGAAUGGGCUGGAAAUCACUACCAAAUGGUUGCAAGAAGCAGCCAGUGAUGUGCUGAGCGCUGACUCCGAGUCUGCAGUGGGUGCUGGAGCUCCUGCUGCAGAGAUUCCUGCGACUUCAGUGUUAAACCAUGCUUAUCUUACACUGCUGAGGUGGGAUCACGCCGGCAGGCUUUUCCCAGAGACCGUGCUGAUGGACCAAACCCGUUUCCAGGAAAUGCAGAUGGAAUUAAAUCAAUUGACCAUAAUAGCGGCAGUUCUUCUGGUGACAUACAACAUGACUGGUGUAGCCAUAUCAGGGCUCUCAGGAUUUCUGGACAAGCUAAAGAAGAUUAUUAAAGUCUUAUUGACAGGCAUGCAUACCCCUUCCUUUCAACUGAGUGAGGCUCUGGUCAGUGUGAGUGAGCAGAUCUGUGUGGAAGUAACUAACUGCUUAUCUCAACAUGGGUUUACACCCCUGACUGUUGAGAGAAAAGGAGUGUUAAAAGGUCAAAUCCAGGCAAUAUCUAAUUUGGACAACUCAGUUCGCAAAUUAAUAGAUUCGCGCAUCCAGACUUUCCUGAAGACGUAUCUUGUGUCGAUCAACCCAAAGACCAUCACAGCCCCUGGUGGUCUUGGUCCCAUUGGUACUGAGCUGGAAGAAUUGACUGUCAAAUUUACUCGCCUGAUAAACUACAACAGGCUAGUCUUUAGCCCUUACUAUGAUACUGUCUUGACUAAAAUACUCAAAGGGACUGACUCUGAAGUUCCAGGAAUAAGUGAAAAGGAACAACUGUCCUCUCAGGGAUAAUUUAUUGAAUACAGUAAACAUUUAAGAGACGGUAUUCCUUGCUUCUUCCUCGGAACACUCCGCAGAUCAUAAGAGUUAGGCUGAGAAGGUUCUGUUUGGGUUUGGGGAAAAAAUCAUAACAAGAUGAUUUCCCUUUAUUUUGUUGACAUUGGGAUUUCAUUAGAAUGAAUAACUCUGGUUCAGUGGGCUUUGGUCAAACCUUAGUAAAGCACCUCCUGCAGACAGCUGCUGUCCAAGCAGUUCAAGAUCAUCUCCUUUGAUCGAGCCUCUCUCCAGAGCUCGAUGAUUGCACAUUGAGGUCUCAACUCCUGUGGUGUAUGGAAGAUGAAAGAUUAUCUAUUUGAGUACGACUCUCAAUUUUGAGUUAAAGCAUCUUCUGCACUCUAUCCUCCAUCUUCUAGUCACUUGUCUGGAAGGGGCAUACAUAGCACAGUGUUGCUAUCUUCUUUAUUAUACCAGUCAAAAUAGGCAGAGAUCUCAAAAUUAGACCACAUACUCUAAUAGUGCAGGGAACCAGUAAGGGUCAUGUAGAUGCCAGAAUAUUUUAAAAAGGGAUAUCACAACUCCUCCAAUGACUCUGUUUAUCCAGUCAUGGAACCAGUUGGAGAAAGAAUAACACUUGGAUUGUCUGUGUAGGCCAGAUGGUUUUGUAAGAUUUCAGUUUAUGCAUUUGUGACAUUGAAACAAACACUGAUUAUAGUAAUAAAUCUGCACAAGACACUAGAUUUAUCACUGUAAUAACCCAAACUACAACACCAUCUGUAGCACAAUUUUAUAACUGGAUAAUAAAAGCAAAGUAAAUAUUUUAAUUCUACUAGCCCCAAUGCCCAUCUUUUUUCUCUCUAUUCUAUUUAUUUAUGGACUUCUCUUUUCUAUGCCCUAUUUCUACAGCAACCUCACUUGGAAGCCCUUACAUUAACUUGUUUGUUCCUCCUGUUUUCCAUGAAGCAUUUUGAAGGAGGAAGUAACUUUCAAACAAAUGUUCACAUUGGUUAAGAAUAGCUCCAAAGCAUUUAGCAACUCAAAAAACUGCGACUGUGAUGAUUGACAUUGUUGUGUGAUAAGAUUCAACCAGGUUGAUGUGCGUGUCUCUAUUUAUAUGUAAAAACUGGAAGAGGUUGCUGGAUGAGGAUACUAGCCAUUGGCCACAGAGUGCUGACAGUAAAACUCUUCUGUAGUCGCUAAAAGUUAAGGGUUACUAUAUUCUGCGGAUUUAGAUUUUCAAUAAAUCUUAGUGUGUGCAAAAGUAAGGAGUACUGUCAUCUUAAAUGGAAGCAUUUACUUCUGCACAUAGCAGCCAAACCAAUUCUUAGUACUUCUAUUAUCCUCUUCUGGCUGUGUCUUACAGUAUUUUAUCCACAUAAUUCCAGGCUUAGUAUGUUGCAUGUCUCUUGUAUAUGUGCAUGAGGCUUCUUUGGAAUUGAUGUGCAUUAUAUUAACUACACCCGGCAGUUGAAUAAUUUAAAUACCUCUAAGCAUUUUUAUGGAACAGGUUUGUUUGGAGAAGAGAAAAUACUUUUUUUUCAAAUUUCUAAGAAAUUUGCAAUACAACACAGUAAACCGUGAUGAUGUACAAUAUUUAAACAAAACAAGUAUAACCUGAUGUGUAAUAAAGUUUAUCUGUGUCAUUUUGGCCUUAUUAAAGUGAAUUACUAUAUAGUCUGGGCAAUUAAAUGGGUCGUGUAUAAAAGAUUAAGGGGGAAAUCCUAACUGUUGGAAAAUUGACAGUUUUUAAACAUUACAAAAUAUACUCUUCUACAGGGAUAUGUGUUAGUGGUCUAGGUCAUAUACAAUGAGGGUAGAGUAAGUGUACAAAUAAAGAAUCUAACAUUAAA